CCUUCCAACAUAGUCACGGGGUCAGACAGGCAAUAAGAUCAGCUCCGCAAAUCUGCGUUAUUUAUUGACCAGCACCUGCCAGAGUAACAGGUUUUAUCUGUGAGUCUCUGACUGUCUCGCUCUCCUCUCCCCCCCACCCCUCCCUCCCUCCCUCGCUCGCUCGCUCGCUGACUCAUUGAGUGGAUUUUAACUGCGACCGAAAGAAAAGUGCAGAGCUUCGGAAAGUUGUUACCGAGAAUGAGUUACAGGUCUGAAGAUUCACGGGAGCGCUCCCACUCGGGGGACUAUCAUUCGAAGCCCAGUGGCCGGUCUAUAUAUGAACAGAGGAAAAAGUACGCCCAUACCAGCUUUUCAAUGGAGGACGAGUCCCAGUACUACGUGAACCACCUCACCACGAUUAAUCUGGGUCCUGGGGAGGACACUCAGACCGUGGAAGAAGCCGUAAAGAAGCUCAAAACUCUGGACGCCAAAGGGAAGAUCUGGACACAGGAAAUGUUCAUGAAAGUGGACAAUUCCACAGUCAGCCUACUUGACGUUGACUCUAAGGACGUGUUGGAGAAUUAUCCACUAGGGGCGAUCGAGCUCUGUGAUUCCCUGCAGGAAAACUGGAAGUUUAACUCUGUCCUGAUCCUGGUGUGUAGAGACGCUCAUCAGGUCAACCCCGAAGUCAACUUUUUCCAGUGCUCAGAUGUAGGGGCGGAGUUGAUUAAAUCCGACGUAAACAGCGCCAUCACAGACUUCAGAAAUGGGAACAGCAAUGAGAGACCUGAUGUUCUCAGAUACAACCAGCAGAAAAUGAACGAGCCCAGGGAGACGGAGGAUAUGCUUUUAGCGCCCAGAGCCCCUCUGACCUACAAUCCCAGCGGGAAACACCAUGAGUUAACACCCCUGGAGCCCACAGUUGUGGUGUUGACACAGCCACCCCCUGGAACUCCAGAGCUGAACGGUUCGGGUAGGACUGCGAUGGAUCAAACAGAGCAACGCACAGCUCGGGACGUGAUGAUUCUGAACCACACCUUUGAUGACAUCGAGGGAUUCAUGGCAAGACUGCAAAAAGCGGCCGAGGCUUAUAAAGUUCUCGACCAGCGGAAGAGGAGUCGGAUGGGAAAGAAAAAAAAUGGUAGAGAGUCGGGGGAGGGUCUCCUGACCAUACGAGCUCGGCCCCCCACCGAGGCCGAGUUCAGAGACACUCUGCAGAAAUACAAGUACUCCUUCAGCCUGCUGACCAAACUGCAGAACCACAUCAUGAACCCCAGCGCUGUUGAGCUCAUCCACUUCCUGUUCCCACCUCUUGAAAAUAUGUUGGACACCACUGGGAUCGAGAUUGCCCGAUCAAUCAGGAGCCCCUACCUUACCCACGAGGCGGUUAAUCUCCUGGAGGCCACCCUGAAUGAGAAGGAAAUGGCACUGUGGAAAUCACUCGGGGACAACUGGACCUUAUCCAGGAUGCAGUUGCCCCCGGAACAGUGGGGGGCGCCCUACCACAUCGCCUUCAACUCGGGCUGGCAGCCCAACCAGUUUGACCAGCAGGGCAACCCCUGGGAGGACCCCGUGGAGCUGCAACUGAAACACGAGAUGCUACGGCUGCAGCAAUCUGAUCCUCAAGCCACCACCAUCUCACACACCAAUGGUCACCAUGAGGAGAGUGUGAGGAAACCCAUGCAGUGUAGCUAUGACUUUGUGGCCAGGAAUAACACUGAGCUGUCUGUGUUGUCCGGGGAAGUGUUGGAGGUCCUGGAUGACUCCAAGCAGUGGUGGAAGAUGAGAAACAGGAGCGGGCAGGUUGGCUACGUUCCCUACAAUAUCCUGGCUCCCAUCCCAGAUACUGACAGCAGCACCGCCAUGUACAGUUACGUGAUCCCCAAGGAAGAGCGGAAAAGCAGGAAGGGCACCCCUCCCCCAACUUUCCCCAAAAACGUCAACCGACUCAAGCCCCAGAUUCAGCAGAUCCCAGAUCAUCCCUCCAGCCCACCCAAAGAGAAAGACUUCAAUUCCAAGAUUAACGAGGAGCUGCUGCUGAGAUUAACUAGCGGGCGGGUCGCCCCGCAGAAGAGCUUUCAAGUGCAGAAGACCCUGGACACCUCAGUGCCCUUGAACUACGACUCACCUGCUUCCGAGGUCAGGGCCUGGCUGGAGGCUAAAGGUUUCAGUUCACCGACGGUGAACUCGUUGGGAAUUCUGACCGGAGCCCAACUAUUCUCCCUACAGAAGGAAGAGUUAAAGUCCGUGAGCCCAGAGGAGGGGACGAGGGUGUACAGUCAGAUAAUGGUGCAGAAAUCACUAUUGGAGGACAAUCAGAGUAUCACGGAGUUGGAGGCAGUGAUGGAAAAACAGAAGAAGAAAGUGGACAGUGAAAUCGGGUUAACCACCCUGUGAGGAUUCCCGAAACCUCGUCCCCAUCUGCGUUAGAAACACAGGCAACUAACUAUUCACCCUCGUGCCUGAGAUGCCAUAUUGGGACGUGCAGAUGGGUGUCAACAAUCAGUACUUAGAACGCAAUAUUUUUUUAUAUUAGAGAGGAAAAAAAAAAACUUUUUGGAACCUCGCCUGCUAAGUAAUCAAUCUUUCACACUCUGUUUUCGGGCUUAGUGUUGAUUCACUUCCUUUAGACCUCAUACUGAGCGAGUUAUUGUCAAAGUGCACAUGGAGUACUCAAAGGGUCGACUUUUCCACUGACUGAGGUUGCUUCGCUGGGUGGGGAGAGAGUCAGGAAGUGGAGGGAACCGAAGGAAAUAUUAAUAAUAAUAAUAA
Callorhinchus milii (elephant shark) is the source of this 2751-nucleotide messenger RNA. RefSeq names its product epidermal growth factor receptor kinase substrate 8-like protein 1. Lineage: Eukaryota; Metazoa; Chordata; Chondrichthyes; Chimaeriformes; Callorhinchidae. The transcript has 21 exons. Gene Ontology annotation, cellular component: plasma membrane; vesicle; ruffle membrane. Bases 238 to 2376 code for a protein of 712 amino acids. Gene Ontology annotation, molecular function: actin binding. Gene Ontology annotation, biological process: regulation of Rho protein signal transduction; positive regulation of ruffle assembly; Rho protein signal transduction. The record is from RefSeq and is a predicted model, not a curated record.